AUGGUGAGAGCCGGAAGAACGCCACUGAGGUAAAUAACAACGCUUUGAGUUUUGAAUGUAUCUGAUUACAGACUUUUAUGUUUGCAGUAUGGUGCUGAUCUCUGUUACACCGAAGAAAUCGUUGAUCAGAAACUGCUAGGAUCUACCAGAAUACUGAACAGUAAUGGGCCUAUUCACUCGUGAUACACUCAUUUCAAAUCAGAAAAAAAAGGAAAAAACUUUUUUUCCUGUUUUGAAUUGGGUUUUUUUCCCGACUGAAUAGGCCUAUAAGUGAACACAUGUAUUACUAUCGGGGCAUUUGAAAGUGAAUGCGCUCUAUUGCCAACGCCAAAUAGAAACAGUAAAUUCUUCCAGAAUUCAAAUGAAAAACAGUCUUUCAACCGGUAACGCUGUUUUUUCGAGUUUUUGGGAGUAUGAACAGUUUUUCCUCAAAACGUUUGCCUGACGUUUGUUCAUAUGACCGAUAGCUACAAAAUGAUCACAUUGUGCUCGUGUAAAAGGGAAAAGUUGAAAAGUCAUUUCGGUCUCAACUCUCUUGAAACUUUUACGUUUUUACGGAUCCGUAAAAAAAAUGUAUUACGCGCAGCCCUAGUGCCGAUAGUAAAUUUCCCCAUACCGAUUUUCGGGCGGUACAACAUAAUAGAACUAAGCAGAAUAUAACUGUUUUUCGGUGGUGCGCGUUAGCAUCUUGUUUUUAAAUGUUAGCGAUUGCCUAUAUUUCGAUUCAAUAAUUCGAUAGCAAGCUUCAAAAACGAUCUUACUUCAGAAAACGAUUAUUCUACAAAAAGGCGCUCCAAACGGUUCUAUUGUGUCGCGGUUCUAUUCUGCCCAGUUCUAUUAUCUUGUACCGCCGAUUUUAGAUGUAUUGGGCACAAUUGACUAUCGUAAUGGCGAUGAUAUCAUUCUACGAAUAGCACCCGAAGAAAAAGGGAAGUGCAUCUUGCAAAUAGGAACAAACAACGGUGAGAAUGCUGCUAAGAUCGCGAGGCUAGUGUAAGUAUUUUUUUUAAUACGUGUUCUCUCAAUUGCAUAAUUUCUCAGUGGUGACGAUGUUGCUGGAAUCGACGUAAAUAUGGGCUGUCCAAAACCGUUUUCAGUGCACUGUGGAAUGGGAGCCGCCUUAUUGAAACAAACUGAAAAAAUUAAAGAGGUUUCCUGAAGUUGGAGAUUGAUUAAAUCGUGAACAUUUUACAGAUUCUGAUUUCGCUAAAAGAAGCCGCCGCCGUCCCUAUUUCUUGUAAAAUCAGAGUACUCGAUACCGAAUCUGACACAUUAAAUUUGGUUCAAGAAAUCGAAAAGUGUGGCGUUUCAGCUUUAGGAGUGCAUGGUAGACGACGUGAUGAACGUCAACCAGAUCAGUGUCGUGUCAAUGAAAUUCGACAAGUUGUGCGCACAAUUCGAAAUAUCCCAGUAAUAGCAAAGUUAGAUAGCAUCUAUGCCAAAUUCGCAGUUUAUUUAAUUUUCAGUGGGCUUUCGGGAGGCAUAGAACAUUUCGAUGAUAUUGACAAAUGGAGAAAAGCCACAGAGGCAAGCAGUAUCAUGCUAGCGAGAAAAGCAUUGGCAACACCUUCAAUCUUUCGAAAGCAAGGCAUUCUCUCCAAGUUCGAAGAUAUUGAGAAUUUUCUUGACCUGGUUUACUACUUUCACUAUGUUUCCCAUGAAAGCAAAAUUAUUUCAAGGCUUGCCGUUACGAUGAGUCUUACACAAUGACGAAAUAUGUUGUUCAAAGGAUGCUCGGUGGUGAUCAGGAACGUGAUCCUCGGGGAAAAGCCACUGUUGAAGCCGGAAGUGUCUUGGAAAUUUGUCGAGCAUUCGGAAAGGAAAGCGUCUACGAAGUAAUUUUAUCUCAAAUAACUUAUUCCAUAGCUUCUACAUCAGACAUGGAAAAAAGAUCGACAGAAGAAACAAGGAUUAAAAAGGUCGCAUAUAGAUGAAGACGGAAUCUACAACAUCGACGUUUCUUUUCCACUGUGAGAUUUAUGUGCUAGAAGUUGUGCUGACUAAAAAAUUCAGGAAAAAACUGAAGAGUUCAAAAGGAUUCCUCCAAACUCCAAAAAUGAUCCUGAACGAAUAUUGUGUAGAGCAAAAAAUCUCAAAGCCUUUAUAUGAAUCGGUAAGAUCGAAAUUAGGUGGAACAAUCAUUCUUACUAAUAUAACUCUUCACGGGAUUCACAAUUCAUCUAAAUUAAUUCAUAAUUCAUAAUUCAUCUAAUUAGAUUGACACUUUGACCGAAAGCGUUAAUCUAAUGAGAAAAUAAAUCAGUUUAUUUAGAAGAAUUUACAAUCUAAUCUCAGUAAAUUAGAAAUCUAAUUAGGGCCGCUUAUAAACGCGAAUUAUUAUAGGGGCACCGGACAGAAAGGGCGCGCUGUUCGCAAUCUGGCCGAAUUUCUAGGCCGCGAAGUAAUUUUCCACUGAAAACGUGGCCUAACUUUUCAAACUCGGCCCCGAGGUCGCCCACUUUGCACUGCAAAAAGAGUUUCUCAACAGAGCGCCAUUUCUGUGCGGUGCCCCUAUAAUAACUAGCUAGAUUAAUAACGAUUUCCCUGUGACGCGCACGUGUUCAUUUAUCACUUUCUCCGUCACAACUAUUUUCCUUUUAGAAAUGAAAGUGGGGACGGACAAACAGAGAAAUAAACAAGGGGACAAACAAACAGAGGGACAAACCCUUGAAGAGUUAUAUUAAUAAGGAUGAUUCAGGGUGUGAAAAAAAAAGAUUUUUUUCCGUUUUUCCGUAAUAAUAACUCAUUUAUUCGCAUCGACCACCAGAAAAAUUUACAGAAGAAGAGAGGGAGAUAUAAAUAGUGGGUGGAGCUCCACCCACUAUUUAUAUCUCCUCCAUGGAGGAGGCAAUAAUGACUAAAAUGACCAUUGGCCGGCGGCAAUAGUUCCAAACGGUUAUAAGAAAGAAAAAAGUGGCAUCUCGGCAAAGGCACGCCACUUUUGCGCAAACUUUACGCAGCUUUUGCGCAAAGUUAGCGAAAGACAAGUUGUUUCAAUUUGAUAAGCAAUAAGACGCAUGAAAACAAGCUGAAAAAAGCAAAGAGUACUGAAAAUGCAAUGUUUUCACAACAAUUUCGUCAUGCCUUAAAGUUUGCGCAAAACCUGCAAAAACACUUAAAGUUUGCGCAAAACCUGCGAGAACACUUAAAGUUUGCGCAAAAGUGGCGCGCCUUUGCCGAGAUAGCCACUUUCCAGCUAUAGCUCGGCCCGCGCAGCGGGCCCCGGUUUCAAAAGUCUUGGUACCUUUUAAUUGUUUUUAAAUCAUCAUCACUCUUAUUUGAUGGGGCUAUUCAGCGUAUGUUCGAAAAAAAAAAAAGAAGAAAAUCAUUUUUUCACAGCCUCAAUAACCCCAUAAUAAGGAUUAUUCAGGGUGUGAAAAAAUGAUUUUCUCCGUUUUUUUACGUCAAGAAACCCAAUUCAACGAUGUAAAAAACGGAAAACAAGCAUACGCUGAAUAGCCCCAUAAUGAUGUUCUACUGCGAUCCCACGUGAAACCCCCGCCGCGGCCUCGAUUUUUCGAAGUAGUUGUACUUCCCAAUUUACGUGAAGUGUGAGAUUGUCAGACUUCUGCGGCAUGUCUAUUUUCAUUCAGGUCAGACGUGAUGACAAGAGAUAUGUUGCCACUGUUUCCGUGGAAGACAAGAAAUUCCGUUCCGGAGUGGGACAACCUAAUGUUAGGAUGGCGGAGCAAGUAGCUGCGCUUGCUGCUCUUCAUGGAAUGAAUAUCAGGUGCCGCUUGGAUGGAAACUGGGAAGAGGAAUAA
Molecule: messenger RNA, 3764 nt
Organism: Caenorhabditis sp. 36 PRJEB53466
Lineage: Eukaryota; Metazoa; Nematoda; Chromadorea; Rhabditida; Rhabditidae
Source: the annotation of a GenBank genome assembly